Anarrhichthys ocellatus (wolf-eel) is the source of this 3089-nucleotide messenger RNA. It is a transcript of the gene trim45, whose product is annotated as tripartite motif containing 45. The coding region runs from base 56 to 1807 and encodes 583 amino acids. Gene Ontology annotation, molecular function: protein binding; zinc ion binding; ubiquitin protein ligase activity. Gene Ontology annotation, cellular component: nucleoplasm. NCBI's taxonomy places the organism in Eukaryota, Metazoa, Chordata, Actinopteri, Perciformes, Anarhichadidae. The transcript has 8 exons. The record is from RefSeq and is a predicted model, not a curated record.
UCACGGUGGGUCUCACCGGUGUGUUUGUGGCACCAGAAGUCUCCAAAAACAGACGAUGUCUCAGUCUGAACGGAGAGAAAACGCGGAGGAGUCGAAGUUAAGCUCGGAGCCGCAAAACGGAGUCCUGGUGAACCCGAGAGCGGUGUGUAACGGGUGUAAACGCUUGUACCGGGACCCUAAGAUCCUCCCCUGUCUGCACACCUUCUGCUCCGACUGCAUCGGCCAGCUGGAGCCGUUCUCGUUGUCCUCGCGCAACUGUCCGGAAAACGGCAAGAGCGAGGCGGCGCAGGGGGACCGACCCGCCGUCACCGUCACGGUGCUCUGCCCCGACUGCGACUCCGAGGUGGACAUCCCUCCCUCGGGACCGGGAGGGCUGAGCACCGACCACCUGGCGCUGGACGAGGUGUUCCUGGAGACCCUGGCGACGGACGGUCCGCUGGGAUGCGACCUGUGCGGCGAAGUAGGCGCCGAGAGCCGCUGCGACGUGUGCUGCGUCAACCUGUGCGCGUUCUGCUGCCAGGCACACAGGCGGCAGAAGCGAACAGCGUCUCACUCCGUCCAGCGUCUGGAGGAGCUGAAGUCUCGCGGUCGUCUGUGCCGCCCGGUCCUCUGCUCGCUGCACCCCGGCCAGGAGCUCCGGCUCUUCUGUCAGCCCUGCGACCUGCCCGUCUGCCUGGAGUGUGCCGCCACGCUGCACCGCGACCACGGCUGCUGCCCCACCCGGGACGUGGUCGAUCGACAUGGAGAACGCAUCCGAGAGGUGGUCACGGUGCACCUGAGACCUCGCAUGGAGCGCCUGAAGGUCUCACUGCAGAAGGUGGAAGUCUCCCAGGAGGCCUUGCAGGCCCGCGUGGACGCCACAGCGAAUGAGGUGAGGGCGUUUGCGCGAGCGUACGCCAGCGCUGUGGAGAACCACUGCCUGUCUCUGCUGCACCGCCUGGAGGAGCUCCGUGUCCAACGCAGGAACCAGCUCCACCUGCAGAAGGCUCAGCUGCAGCAGGCUCUGCUGGACGUCGGCGGCGGCGUGGAGUUUGCCGAGAGGCUGCUGAGCUGCGGCUCGGACGCGGAGAUCCUCAGCGCCAAAGGAGUGACCCUGAGGAGACUGACCGGCCUGGCGGACACCGGCUACGACCCCCACCCGGCAAACGUGGCCCCCGAUGAUGGCGGCGGCAUCAGCUUCAUGGCCAGGGAGCCUGCGGGGGAGGUGGAGGGCUACCCGCUGGUCGGGGCCAUCAACUCCAAGACGGUGGACCUCAGCAAGUGCACCGUGGAAGGAGGAGGUCUACAGAGGGGCGUGGAGGGUCAGCAGGGCCACUUCACCCUGGUGUGCCGAGACUCUGCUGGGGAGCAGGCGGAGCGAGGUGGAGAGCACGUCCUGGUCAGCAUCGUCCACAAGGAGAAGAAAGACUGCUCGUUGGAGACGACGGUGGCCGAUAACAACGAUGGAUCCUACAGAGCUUCAUACACGGCUGAAGAGACGGGAGCUUACUCAGUGUGGGUCUGUGUCAGAGCGCAACAUGUCAAGGGUUCUCCGUUUCUUCUGCAUGUGAAGAGGAAGUCGAGGCGUCACGGCGGGACGUUUCACUGCUGCUCGUUCUGCUCCAGCGGAGGAGCCAAAGAGGCUCGCUGUGGCUGCACAGGAACCAUGCCAGGAGGAUUCAAAGGCUGCGGUCACGGUCAUAAAGGACACCCCGGGAAGCCGCACUGGUCUUGUUGCGGCAGCACGGCGGAGCAGUCCGAGUGUUUGCCUCAGAGCGUGUUGGCUGCAGUUUCUCCCCGCGGACACCUCCGGACCGUUGAGCUCUGAGGAGACGAGGGGACGAGGAGACGAGGGGACGAGACCUGUCCAGGUGAUGCGAGUUCAUAAAGGAGGAUGGCAGCAGCCAAAAGGUGACUUUUGUGUCUAAGCUCGGCCAACUGAUGACGAGAUAGAGAAAAAGACAAUGAAAUGCAAUCACAGCAGCUUGUGUCUCCUCCUGAAUCACAUUAAACAAGGUUUAACCAGCAUUAUCUUUAUUAGUUCUCAACAAAGAAAGAUCUGUGAGACGUAGAUGAAACCUCGCUGAGGGCAGAUCAUCCUCUUCUAGAAGAGAUGAAUCUCUUUCUUAAUAUCGUCUCCUCUAAAGCUGAUUUUUAACCCUUGAAGCUGCUGUCGAUUUCAAAAAGGUGCUGAACUCAGUGUUUUAUAUCAAAUAAUGUAAAACUCAUUUAAAUAGAAACAUUUAGAAUCACCAAACUGUGGUACUUUUGUAUUUUUAUAUCUUUCAGUCAAGGAAAAUAUCUUUUGUAAUGUAGUGCCUAAAAACCAAUAAUGCUGAAAUAUAUAAACAGUUAUUGUUAAUAAUCCACACUGACCACUGUUAUAAAGAAGGGAUGUGCAUUGACAUUAUCAUUAAUCAUAUAUACAUAUCUUAAUACAUUUACUUCAUCAUUUUGUGUGUGUUUGUACACACUUAAAUACUGUUACCUGUACUAUUAUUGUAAGAACUUAAGUUUUUGUAACAAUAAUACUCUGAAUCCACUCUGCCUGUAAACUCUUUAUAAUACAAACCACUGCUCAGAGCUUUUGCCCCGUGUGCAUACAGAGCUCACAUAUCAAUCAGGAGCACUGAUUCAUGUUGCUAAUGAGGAGAAGGUGCUGUAGAGGAGCGCAGAGCGCUGCCUUUACUUGAGCUGGUGAGGAGGCUUCUACCUGGAAGGUGCAGUCAGCCUCCUCUUUGAAUACAAAGCUGCUCCUCUCCACUGAAAACACAAUGAGCCACCGAAUGGGUAUUUUCUGUGUUCUGAAUAACACUCGUCUUCAGUGUCAUGUCUACACUGCUGAUGAAAGGUAAAAUAGACGGAUGCAAAUACUCGAGGAGGACUUCUCUUUUUGAUUUGAGGUCCGACAUCGAUCCAAGAUUAAAGAGUCGAUAUGCUGCUGCUGCUGUUCACGUACAUUCAUCUUAGUGGUGCUUUGGUCUGCUUCACUACUUUCUACUGAGACGUUUAAGGCUGUACAAUCAAAAUAAACACACUUUAUACACACAUUACCUUGCCUCUUGUCUUUAUGGAACUGUACUAAAGGAACGCUUCACCCAACAAAAGGA